Molecule: messenger RNA, 1080 nt
Organism: Talaromyces amestolkiae
Lineage: Eukaryota; Fungi; Ascomycota; Eurotiomycetes; Eurotiales; Trichocomaceae
Exons: 3
Coding region: 1-1080 (359 amino acids)
Source: RefSeq, a predicted model, not a curated record
AUGUUUGGAAUUUUUGCGGAUCUUCUCUCAUCGGUUAUUACAAUCCUCUUCCCGGCCUUUGCUUCCUUCAAAGCUAUUCGUUCUGGGAAUCCCGCUCAGCUGACACCAUGGUUAAUGUACUGGGUUGUUUUGUCGGGGAUAUUGCUGGCUGAGUCAUGGACAGUGUUUAUCAUCGGAUGGUUCCCCUUCUACAGCUGGAUCCGUCUCUUCUUUCUUUCAUACCUUGUCCUCCCGCAGACCCAAGGCGCCCGCAUCCUCUUCCAGGAAUACGUCGACCCAUUCUUUGAGCAACAUGAGCGCGAAAUCGAGGAACUUAUCGGACGCACCCAUGAGCGUGCCAAAGCACUAGGACUCCAGUAUUUCUACCAGCUCAUCGACAUUAUCCGCGAAAAGGUUCUGGGUAUGCCAUCUCAACAGCAGCAGCAGCAAAUGGCCCCUCCUCCAUCUGCCGGUGCUGCCGGGUACGCACAAGCACUACUCUCACGGUUCAAUCUCCCAUCAGCCAACGCAAUACCAGGUGCUGCAGCUGCUACCGGAGCAGAUUGGUUUUCAAUGGUGACCUCCGCCCUCGGCACAGUAACCUCUUCCUCAUCGACCCACCCUCAAUCUCGCGAGGCACAAAUCGAACAGCUCUCCGCAAGCGGCGCAUUCAAUACUGAUCAGUACAAACAUCUUUCGCGCUCCCAAAAGGCGAGUUUGUACUCCUCGCAACGUGAGAGAUUGGAAGUUCUCGCCGCUGCUUUACACAAAGAAGAGACUAAAUUACACAAUACGACUCCUGGUAGUAGUGAUGACGACGACGACCUUGCUUAUGGGCAUGGUCCGGCUGGAUUGCGCAAGAACGCGAGCGAGCAUUCAUUCGAUCAGAUUGACGCUGAUGAGCUGAGUGGCUCGCGAUUCACUGCGGGCAAUGAAGGGAGCGGUGGUGGUGGUUGGGCGAGUGGCUGGKUUGGUGGKAGUAGUGCUCCAGCUACACAGAAAAGACCGUCUUCAGGCACGAAAAGGAAUGUAUCUGAUUCAGUGGAUUUCGCGGCCAGAGCGGUAGAUGAGAUUGGUCGUGCGUCGGGCUUUUCUAGAUGA